GGCCGGGGGCGGGGCCCGCGGGGCAUUGUGGGUCCCCCGCUCUCUCCGCCGCUCGCCAUGUCGGGCUCCCCGGUGAAGCGGCAGAGGAUGGAGAACGCGCUGGACCAGCUCAAGCAGUUCACCACCGUGGUGGCCGACACGGGCGACUUCCACGCCAUCGACGAGUACAAGCCCCAGGAUGCCACCACCAACCCGUCCCUGAUCCUGGCCGCCGCACAGAUGCCAGCCUACCAGGAGCUGGUGGAGGAGGCCAUUGCUUACGGCAGGAAGCUGGGCGGGUCACAAGAGGAACAGAUUACAAAUGCUAUUGAUAAACUUUUUGUGUUGUUUGGGGCAGAAAUACUGAAGAAAAUUCCAGGCCGCGUAUCCACGGAAGUGGACGCCAGGCUCUCCUUUGAUAAGGAUGCAAUGGUGGCCCGCGCCCGGCGCCUCAUCGAGCUGUACAAGGAGGCUGGCAUCAGCAAGGAGCGGAUCCUGAUAAAGCUCUCGUCCACCUGGGAAGGAAUUCAGGCCGGAAAGGAGCUGGAGGAGCGGCACGGCAUCCGGUGCAACAUGACGCUGCUCUUCUCCUUCGCCCAGGCCGUGGCCUGCGCCGAGGCUGGCGUGACGCUCAUCUCGCCCUUCGUGGGCCGCAUCCUUGACUGGCACGUGGCCAACACGGACAAGAAGUCCUACGAGCCCCAGGAGGACCCCGGAGUGAGGAGCGUCACCAAGAUCUACAACUAUUACAAGAAGUUCGGCUACAAAACCAUCGUCAUGGGCGCCUCCUUCCGCAACACGGGCGAGAUCAAGGCCCUGGCUGGCUGCGACUUCCUCACCAUCUCGCCCCAGCUCCUGGGGGAGCUGGUCAAGGACCACAGCAAGCUGGCGCCUGCGCUCUCGGCCAAAGCAGCCCAGGCCAGUGACCUGGAGAAGAUCGAGCUGGACGAGAAGGCCUUCCGCUGGCUGCACAACGAGGACCGCAUGGCUGUGGAGAAGCUCUCUGACGGGAUCCGCAGGUUCGCCGCGGACGCGGUGAAGCUGGAGCGGAUGUUGAGGGAACGGAUGUUCAGCGCAGAGAAUGGAAAAUAGCGCGGCACUCGAGGCUGGACCACGGAUCUGUGCGUCUCUGAAUUGGCGCCUAAUUGCACAUGCUUUUAUGAUGAAUCUUGGGUUUUUUUUUUACUAAUUGGAGCGGGACGAAUCAUAGAUUUCUGAUUUAUGUGAAAAUCUGCUCAGCCGCAUUAAAGCCCUCACUUUUC
This is a messenger RNA of Capra hircus (goat), 1241 nucleotides long. Its product is annotated as transaldolase. Gene Ontology annotation, biological process: carbohydrate metabolic process; pentose-phosphate shunt; pentose-phosphate shunt, non-oxidative branch. Lineage: Eukaryota; Metazoa; Chordata; Mammalia; Artiodactyla; Bovidae. Gene Ontology annotation, cellular component: intracellular anatomical structure; cytoplasm. Gene Ontology annotation, molecular function: transaldolase activity. The record is from RefSeq and is a predicted model, not a curated record.